AGGGCCUGCUUUGCGUCACGUGACGGCCAACCACCACCCGCUCCCUGUAACGGAAUAAAAUAUAUAAUAAUGAUAGAUGAGAAACUGAUCUCCAGGCGGCUGGGUAUGAUUGGUUUGUCUGGGGAAGGACAGAAGAGUAUCACUUGGACGGUGUUUGCCAGGCUUACGUUGCUUCGGUGGGGGGUGGAGAAGACAUCGGCCUGUGUGGGUCACGUGGUGCAACGUUGUGGUGUUUCCCCGGUAAAGAUGGCGGCUGUGAGGUAGAAAGCGUCGGAUCUGAGUAACAGCAGCAUUUCUAGGCGGACAGACCUGCCGACGACAGAGGGUUUCGGGAACUGCACCAUGAUGGAUCCGGGGCAAGAUUUGUUACUUGCUGCUUUGAGUGAGUCUGGGAUCAGUCCCAAUGACCUAUUUGAUGGUGAUUGUUUGGAUAUUGGUCUCAUUGCACCACCAUCGGUUCCAGCCAUUCAGCAGACUGUGCCAACAAGUGCGUCAGGUACCAAUAAGGAGUGUGAAGCUUCAGUAUCUGUCAAGCAAGAACAAGUGGCUUCAUCUACCCCAACAUUACUAAAUGUCAGGCCUCCAUCAACCACAACAUUUGUACUCAACCAGAUUAACCAGCUACCAACACUGGGUAACACAAUUGUAAUGACAAAACCUUCUUCUGUUACCACCAAUCGUCAGACUAUCACAGUAACAAAAAUCCUUCAGACUAGUACCACAACUAGACCAUCUACCACCACACCUGUAGUACAGAGCACCGUGACCACUGUACCAGGCAAGGAGCAAAUUCAGCUGAAAGACUUACUGAAGACCAGCAGCCUCAAUAAGCUAAUGAAGCUGAAACCCCCUUCCAACAUUGCACAGCCAGUCGCAACCGCUGCAACUGACUUAUUGAAUGGAACAAAGAAAGAUAUUUCCAACAAGGAAGUGACAAGAAUAUGGAUCAAUGAUGAUCUCAAGAUGAGAAGUUUUUCUCCAACUAAUAAAGUCCCUGUCAAGGAGGAGGAGGAACCUGAGGAAGAAGAUGAAGAGGAAAUGGGGCAUGCAGAAACAUAUGCAGAAUACAUGCCAAUAAAAUUGAAAGUUGGUUUGCGGCAUCCUGACCCUGUAGUAGAGACCAGCUCCUUGUCUAGUGUGACGCCUCCGGAUGUGUGGUUUCAGACAUCUAUCCCUGAGGAAACUAUUGAUAAUGGCUGGUUAUCCGCUCUGCAAUUAGAAGCAGUUACCUAUGCAGCUCAGCAACAUGAAACUUUCCUUCCAAAUGGUGAGCGUGCAGGCUUUUUGAUUGGCGAUGGUGCUGGAGUUGGAAAAGGAAGAACUAUUGCUGGAAUUAUAUUUGAAAAUUACUUGCUUGGAAGGAAACGAUCCUUAUGGUUUAGCGUAUCAAAUGAUUUAAAGUAUGAUGCUGAAAGAGACUUGCGUGACAUUGGAGCAAAGAACAUUCAAGUUCACAGUUUAAAUAAGUUCAAGUAUGGAAAAAUUUCUUCAAAGCAUAAUGGCAGUGUGAAGAAAGGGGUGAUAUUUGCUACUUACUCAUCACUGAUUGGUGAAAGCCAGUCUGGUGGGAAGUACAAAACUCGCCUUAAGCAGCUUCUUCACUGGUGUGGAGAAGACUUUGAUGGUGUGAUUGUAUAUGAUGAGUGUCACAAAGCUAAGAAUUUGUGUCCUGUUGGGUCCUCGAAGCCAACGAAGACUGGAUUAGCAGUUUUAGAGCUCCAGAACAAACUGCCAAAAGCUAGAGUCAUAUAUGCUAGUGCCACAGGUGCCUCUGAGCCAAGAAACAUGGCUUACAUGAGUCGCUUGGGAAUCUGGGGAGAAGGUACUCCUUUCAGAGAGUUCAAUGACUUUAUACAGGCAGUUGAAAGAAGAGGUGUUGGUGCCAUGGAAAUUGUAGCGAUGGAUAUGAAGCUGAGAGGCAUGUAUAUUGCAAGACAGUUGAGCUUUACUGGUGUGACAUUCAAAAUUGAAGAAGUUCCCCUAGGCCAAGAUUAUGUAAAGAUGUACAAUAAGUCUGUAAAGCUGUGGGUGCUGGCACGAGAGAGGUUUCAGCAAGCAGCUGAUCUCAUUGAUGCUGAACAGCGGAUGAAGAAGUCAAUGUGGGGCCAGUUUUGGUCAGCGCACCAGAGAUUUUUCAAGUACCUCUGUAUAGCAUCCAAAGUGAGAAGGGUAGUACAGCUUGCCCGCGAGGAAAUUAAGAAUGGCAAGUGUGUAGUUAUUGGCCUUCAAUCCACUGGAGAAGCCAGAACCCUCGAAGCGUUGGAAGAAGGGGGAGGUGAACUGAAUGACUUUGUGUCAACAGCCAAAGGAGUACUACAGUCUUUGAUUGACAAACAUUUCCCCGCACCUGACCGGAAGAAGCUGUUCAGCUUGCUAGGAAUAGAUUUAAGUGCACAAAGCAAUAAUAACUCUCCGAGGGAUAGUCCGUGUAAAGACAGCAAAGCUAAAAAGAGGAAAGGUGAUGAAUUGUCACGGGGAGCAAAGAAAGCAAGGCGAACUGGAGGUCUGGCGGGCAGCAGCUCAGAUGAAGCCAACAGUGAAUCGGACACAUCUGAUAAGGAAGCAGAGAGUGAAAGUGAAAGCUUUAAAUCUAUUAGCUCUGGAGAUGAUGAUUUUAAUCCAUUUAGAGAUGACUCAAGUGAAGAUGACGAAGAUGAUCCUUGGUUGAUUAGAAAAGACCAUAAGAAAAAUAAAGACAAGAAGAAGAAAAAGAAAAGCAUUGAUCCAGAUUCCAUUCAAAGUGCCUUACUAGCAUCUGGUCUUGGGUCUAAAAGACCCAGCUUCUCAACGGUUCCUAAACCAGCUCCAAUCGUAGCUCCUGCUAGCCUUCCAGCUCUUUCCAGUAACACUAAUCCCAGUAACAGCUGUGUGACAAGCCAGGAUGCGGUAGAAAGGGCUCAGCAGAUGAAGAAGGAACUUACAGACAAGCUGGACCAGUUGGCUGAAGCCCUUCCUCCCAAUACACUAGAUGAGCUAAUCGAUGAGCUUGGUGGUCCUGAUAAUGUGGCAGAGAUGACUGGAAGAAAAGGCAGAGUUGUCAGUAAUGAUGAUGGUAGCAUAUCCUAUGAGUCCCGGUCAGAGCUUGAUGUCCCUGUUGAAAUUCUAAAUAUUACAGAAAAGCAGAGGUUUAUGGAUGGUGAGAAGAAUAUAGCAAUCAUCUCUGAAGCUGCCAGUUCAGGAAUCUCGUUACAAGCUGACCGCCGAGCAAAAAAUCAGAGGAGGCGAGUACACAUGACACUGGAGUUACCUUGGAGUGCGGACAGGGCCAUCCAGCAGUUUGGUAGAACACACCGAUCUAAUCAGGUUACUGCUCCUGAAUAUGUCUUCCUGAUCUCUGAAUUGGCCGGAGAACAAAGAUUCGCUUCAAUAGUUGCAAAAAGAUUAGAGAGUCUGGGGGCCUUAACGCACGGAGACAGGAGAGCAACAGAAUCAAGGGAUUUGAGUAGAUUUAAUUUUGACAACAAGUAUGGCCGAAAUGCUUUGGAAAUUGUAAUGAAGUCAAUAGUGAGUCUCGAUUCACCCCUGGUUUCUCCACCACCAGAUUAUCCUGGUGAUUUCUUUAAAGAUGUUCGACAGGGAUUAAUUGGGGUUGGACUUAUAAAUGUUGAAGACCGAUCUGGAAUACUGACUCUUGACAAAGAUUACAAUAACAUAGGAAAAUUCCUUAACCGAAUCUUGGGAAUGGAAGUCCACCAACAGAAUGCCCUCUUCCAAUAUUUCGCAGACACGCUCAAUGCAGUUAUUCAGAACGCUAAGAAGAAUGGAAGAUAUGACAUGGGUAUUUUAGAUCUUGGUUCUGGAGAUGAGAAAGUACGGAAAACUGACGUCAAAAAAUUCUUGACACCUGGCUAUUCUACCUCAGGACAUGUGGAAUUGUACACGAUAAGUGUUGAAAGAGGGAUGUCUUGGGAGGAUGCAACUAAAAUAUGGGCUGAACAGACUGGAACAGAUGAUGGGUUCUACCUAUCACUGCAAAUCCGAAAUAAUAAAAAAACGUCCAUACUGGUUAAAGAAGUUAAUUCAAAAAAGAGGCUUUUCCUAGUAUACAGGCCGAACACUGGCAAACAGCUGAAGCUUGAAACCUUAUCAGACUUGAGAAAGAAAUACAAAAAGGUCACUUCUGAUGAUGCGUUUGCUCACUGGAAGGAACAGUACACCUCUUCUGCUGACAUAUGUACACAUGCUUAUUGGCGAGGCAACUGCAAGAAAGCAAGCCUUGGACUAGUUUGUGAAAUUGGUCUACGCUGUCGGACGUAUUACGUUUUGUGUGGAUCUGUCUUGAGUGUGUGGACUAAAGUGGAAGGUGUUCUAGCCUCAGUCAGUGGCACUAACGUAAAAAUGCAGAUAGUUCGGCUACGAACUGAAGAUGGGCAAAGGAUUGUUGGCUUAAUCAUUCCUGCAAAUUGUGUAUCAUCACUUGUGACUUUGCUUUCAACUUCGGACCAGUCUCAGCAAAUUGCCGUACAGCAGCAACAGAUGUGGCAGCAGCUUCACCCGCAGAGCAUAAGCAACUUUAACCCUUUGUAGUGAAGAAGCGUGCUGGCGGAGCCUUGAGUUGUUGAAUGAAGAGUCUGUAGAAGCAUUACUGUGCAUACAAAUCAGGGACAGAUUCCAAAGAGUUCAGCCUACUUGAGCAUAGAUUGACAUUCUGCUCUGUUAAAAAAUGGAGUGUACGGUCUCAGUGGUAACUCACAAGCUUAUUUUUUUUUUUGUUAUAAUGGCACAUCAGCAUUCUCUUCCUUUGGUGCUUUCCAUUCGCUUCUCUAGGUUUUACACCCGAGAGUCAGCAUGGUGAACAUUUAUAUAGCUCAAUCAUUUGACACUGUUAAAGACAGACAAGUUUGGAACAUAUACCACAUUUCUUUCCCU
Spea bombifrons (plains spadefoot toad) is the source of this 4869-nucleotide messenger RNA. RefSeq names its product strawberry notch homolog 1 (gene SBNO1). The transcript has 32 exons. Gene Ontology annotation, cellular component: nucleus. Bases 343 to 4527 code for a protein of 1394 amino acids. The record is from RefSeq and is a predicted model, not a curated record. Gene Ontology annotation, molecular function: histone binding; chromatin DNA binding. NCBI's taxonomy places the organism in Eukaryota, Metazoa, Chordata, Amphibia, Anura, Pelobatidae. Gene Ontology annotation, biological process: regulation of DNA-templated transcription.